UGGCCGGCAGGAAGAAACGCGCUGGUAGUGCGGGGAGCUGCAGCCAUGGAGGGGGUCACCGUCGGCCAGGUGUUUGACGCGGAGUGUAUCCUCAGUAAGCGGCCCAGGAAGGGAAAGUUCGAGUACCUGGUGAAGUGGAGAGGAUGGUCCUCCAAGCACAACAGCUGGGAGCCCGAGGAGAACAUUCUGGACCCCCGGCUGCUGGCAGCCUUCCACAAGAGAGAGCAGGAGCGCGAGCUUCUGUUUCAGAAGAAGGGAAAGAGGCCGAGAGGACGACCUCGAAAGAUUCAGCCGGCGCCCACCGUCACGAAGGACGACCGCUCCUCGUCCUCCUCUUCCUCUGGCCUGUCAUCAACCGCCUCCUCGUCUUCCUCAGAGGAUGAAGAGCACACAAAGAAGGUGAAGCCCGCCCCCCGCGUCCACCCCGUCCCUCAGAAGAGGCCUCAGAUCCUGCUCGCCAAACCCGACACCCCCCGAAAGAAGAAGCGAGGGAGGAAGCCGCUGCACCCCGACCUGAGGGCUCUGAGGCAGGCAAAGAGCCGCCCUCCCCCGCCGCCGUCUCCACCCGGUCCACGCCACCACCAGCUGCCCAGAGACGAGCCGCGGGCCAGCGUGAAGAAGCCGCUACAGCCGGCCAGCUUCACCUACACCGGCCUGAGCCGGAGCUCCAGAGAGGAGGCCGGCUCCGCCUCCCAGACCUCCUCCGCCUCCUUCUCCCAGGCCUCCAAACCCGGUGGGCUCGGCUGCAUUUGGACCAAUCGCUCGCUCGCAACCUCCUCCCUGUCCUCCGGCUCCACCUCCCAAAACAAAGCCACGCCCACCGCACAGAAUAAGAACUCUCUGUCAGAGCUGAAGCGCAACGUCCCGGAGAUCGGCAGAGGGGACGGCUUUAAGGUGACGCCUCUGAAGCAGGGCGGAGCCUCUGGGUCGCUGGGACUGCACAGCAGCUUUGGAGGAGGCGCAGUGGUGCAGCGCCCCCUGCUGGCUCAGAGGAGGCAGGAUGGCAGCGGUGGUCAGAGCGGGGUGGCUCCACACAAGCAUCUGAGCACGAGUUUGUCCAAACCGCCAUCGUCAGCAUCGCCGUCGCCCCGAGACAGAGCCAGCCAGGCGCUGAGCCUCCGCGCCCUUAACCUGCAGAGCGUCGGCAAACUGCCGCCCACGAGCGGCCUUCAAGGAAGCAACGCUAGCGGGGUGGCGGUAGCGAGAGCGAACCCACGGAGUAGUGGCAGUGGGAUGGUCGUAAAAGGAGGAGCGAAAGAUGCUCGCGCUGGAGGCGGAGCUCCAGAGCAGGGCAAGGACAAACUGACGGGUGGUGGCGCUGCUCGAGGGAGUAGUGGCGUGAGGCAGGACGGCCGUAAACACGCGCUCGGCUCUCAGAACAGGAACCUGAACGAGCUCAGCACCGGCGACUCCGACGAGACUAGCACCAGCGAGUCAGAGACGGAAGACGCUCUGUUUCCUAGCAACAGCAGACCCAGCCGCGGCAACAACGCCACCGACUCUGACACGGAGACGGACUGGAGGCCGGCGCGGAGCCUCCUGGAACACGUGUUCGUCACAGACGUCACAGCCAACUUCAUCACGGUGACGGUGAAGGAGUCGCCAACCAGCGUGGGCUUCUUCAGCUCCCGGAACCACUGAGCCGGCGUCCGCUCGCCUCCCAAAACAGCUCAGGGUUCCUACACCUCUCUGGAAAUCCAACACUCAGUCAUUCCCGGCGCCUCCAGGCGACGCUUCGGUUCCAAGACACAAAAACACGGUGGAGAGAUCGAGCAGGAAGCUCCUCACAGUCGGCAGUAGGAACCCUGACGUUCAGACCCCGUUCACACCUGUGAUCAGGCUGCAGUCCGCCGACCUUUAACCCGCAAACAGGUCACCUUCACAGGGUCAGAGGUCAGGCGACUUUCAUACCUUUUUAGACCUUCCUACCUUCCUGUUAGGACGGAAAAUGUAUUAAACAAAGUCGAUAUAACAAAAUGUUCCCUUCCUCUGAGGUAUAAUACUCUACGGCUGCCAGGAGGGGGCGCUAAUGUCGGGGCUCAGAUUAAGCUCAGAAAUAUUGAGUCGUCUGAUCGACAAACACAGUUUUAAACUAAACUAUGUGAAAACGUUUUUGUAUCUAAAGAUGAGAAUUUGUCCUCCACCUUUAAAAUGUAUCACCCUUCCAGGACCUGAAGCUCAGUCAAGCUGCACUCUGACAGCCAAACCAUCUGUUCUCUGAUUGGAUUGUUACAUUUGUGAUUCACACAUUGACCAAUCAGCUGAAAGGAAGAAAAAUUGGGUCAAAAUUUGUACCUGUAAGAUGAAAGUGACAGAGUGAGGGAGCGAGAGGUUUACGCUCCGGAUCUGCAACCUUAACAAAAAAAUGUGUAACCUGUGUAAAUACUUUUAGACACACAAAGUCUCAUCUAUAGAUGCACAAACACAACAUUUCUUUACAAAGUUCUAAAAAGAUUUGCAGCACAGUUUGACUCCACACUAAUGAACAGCUGAUUGCUGCCAUCAUGGAGGGAAAGUCUGUGUGUUCCUGCAGGGUCGUCCUCGCAGUUUAAAGUUUCGUACUGAGCACGCUCAGGGCGAGCAAACAAACAGCGGCUCAUUGUCUGCAUAUAAACACUCCGGCUCACCUCUGGUUUCUCUGUCUUAAACACAGAGCGUCAGGUGUUUGUCAGGAAGGUGUUCAGGUAUGAACGUAGGUCAGGCCCAACGCAGCUGAGACCAAACCAAAGUCAGGAUGAGGCUUUGAUGAUGUCGUAAAUAUGACGAGGAUGACAUCAACACAUUGAUUUCAUUGGCUAGAAGGUUGGCGCAGGCUUCUGCACCCUCUGCUUAAAAAGGAAGUGACGUCCUCCUCGGAGCUUCCUGAUCAGCUCAAGCUUCCACACAGACCAGCCAAAAAACCCUGAAAGACAGAAUUAUUGAUCCGAUUGUUUCUGCGCGACACGCCGCCCACAUCCACAGCUGCUGUCACUGACCCUCGGACUGUCACAGCGGCUCCGAGGUGUCGGCGGUCGCUUGGCGCGACGUGAAACCACGCCCCUAUGAGUUGGUUUGUUUCUCGUCCGAAAAUACUUUUUGUUCAGUCGCCCAAUAAAAGAUGAUGGAAACCGUCCGCUCGGUUUUUCUCACAUCGCUGAAGCGUCUCGGGUCGCGUCUCGGAUGCGUUUUGGUGCUACGCCGCUUCCAGCACAGUCCGACUAUUCUGGGUCCUCCAGGAGGCUUUGUGUGCUCGCCUCCUCUGCAGCUCUGAUCGGUGUCUAAACGGGGUCUGGACGCACAGGUGGACGUAGACAGCGCCUCAGGUUCCCCCUCACAGCAGGACUGUUGGCCCGCCGCUGGCAGGAUUAGCUCCAGUAGGAUGUUUGUGUUUGUUGGACGUACGCGGCUUCUUCCAGGGCAGCAUGUUUAAAAGUUUCCUCCAUCCGUCGUCUUUCAGUUCUCUCUGGACCAAAGCUCUUACGAAUGUGUCUCGUUCUCAGUGUGGUAUCGACAGUGUUUCUUGCACUACGUGCAGUAUAAGCUCAUGAGACAUCCCAUAAUCACUUCUAUAUAUGUACAUAUAUAUAUUUAGCAGUUUUGUACCAUUUGAAACCAUCGCCGUGUCUUUUGGAGGUGAAAUAUGUGUUAAUUUAUAUUUGUAAAUAUGUUUUUCAUGUGAUAUGUAAUGAUCUAUGCGGUGCUCAUUUUGGCGUCACGCACCUGUAGCCGGAAAUAAACCAGAAGCACCUGAAACUGUCUGUGCGCUGCCGUGUUUCACCACCAGGUGGCAGCGCUGCGCAGAGAGCGAAGUGGAUGCAGGUGCUCGCUGACGGGUUGAUGACCAGGAAAAGUUUUAAAUGAAUGCAGUUAACAGGAAGUUUGCAGGUCAUACGUAGGUCAUGUGAUGUCACACCAGUGACAUCAUCAGGUCACAUGGACGGAGCGUCCAACUGAGACAAAGCACUGUUAAUAAAUCAGCUCCUGUAAUAAUGUGAUGAACGCAGAAUUGAUUUUUCUUGUGUUAAAAAAGAAUUAACCUGUAAAUAAAAUUACAUAUUAAUAG
This is a messenger RNA of Neolamprologus brichardi, 4042 nucleotides long. Its product is annotated as chromobox protein homolog 2-like. The record is from RefSeq and is a predicted model, not a curated record. Gene Ontology annotation, cellular component: PRC1 complex; heterochromatin. Gene Ontology annotation, biological process: negative regulation of transcription by RNA polymerase II. Lineage: Eukaryota; Metazoa; Chordata; Actinopteri; Cichliformes; Cichlidae.